AUGUCUGCUGCUUCUAAUGGAAAUAUCGAUCAGAUGCUUGACACCGAUUCAAAGCCCAUAAAUACAAAUGCGCAUGAAAGUAUGCCGGUAUCGUCCUCGAGUGAACAAGAUGAUCUAGCCGGGAUGGAUUCGAGUACGCAGACGUCUCCUUCAGCGGAUGCUCCUCAAGCAGGUGGUGCUCAAGUGGUCGUAGGACAAUCGCCACCGAAGCCAUCUUUCAAAGAGGAGGUUGGCAUGCUAAACGAAUCCGUGGAUCUGUGUUUGGCAAAGUAG
Fibroporia radiculosa is the source of this 273-nucleotide messenger RNA. RefSeq lists its product as uncharacterized. Bases 1 to 273 code for a protein of 90 amino acids. The transcript has 6 exons. The record is from RefSeq and is a predicted model, not a curated record. NCBI's taxonomy places the organism in Eukaryota, Fungi, Basidiomycota, Agaricomycetes, Polyporales, Fibroporiaceae.